ACGCCGAUGCCGAUGGUCACCAGGUCGUAGACCAGGGUAGACGUAGGUCUACCACUACCAGUGCCGGCUACAUCCGUCGCUGGAUAUCCUAGAUUGUACAUGGACUGAUGAGUGAUCGGAGACCAUUGCCGCAUUGCCAUCGGAUUUGGAGGUCUCUGGCGUGCUAGCUACAGGCGGCGUGCCGUAGGGACUAUGCUGUACUCCAAAACCUAGCCACCACAAUCUACAUGACUGUCUGAUUGUACUACUACUAGUAGAAGUACCCAGAACGGCAGAAGUCCGACGUCCUCUUCGCGCUGUCCCGGUAGACCUACACUCUACAGUAAUUACCCUUUGAAGAUUUCAAAGUCCUUGUUCAACCGCCACUCACUUUUGUCCAUAGCAGCUCGCUUCGGUACGUGGUGAGAGACAUUUAUCAUUGCUUACGUUUCUUCCAUAGCCUCUCGGACACACAAUUGUGGAAAACCCCAGUACUAGCUGAGCGGCAGCGGAGGGUCGUACUGACUCGUACAGUAGUUUACCAACCGGCUGAUAUGCCCAUGGCGGCGGCUUCAAAACCCUGCGGAGGUUCCGCUUGUCGGAGUGUGCUGCUGACGGCUGUCGUUGUAUUGCUGCUCUCGCCGAGUCAUCCGGUGUCCUCUCUAGACUGGUGUAUCCCCUGGUACUUCUGGCGUGAGAUUGAAGUCGGUGCUGGUUGGCCUGAGCAUCAUUACAAUGGCAGCGGUCUUAACGGGAUUGAUCUCUGCUCUAACUUCAACACUAGCGGCGGCUACGAGCGCAAUCCGUUCAAAGAGUACGCCAACACGCUGGGAGAGUUCAUGCUGGACGCCCAUCUCAACUGGCAGAACUCGCCACGCUUCUACUGGCUGCGCGAAGACUCGGAAAUCGUAUUGUAUGAAAUCACCAUCUCACCCAUCGGCGCCCCACACAUCACUGAAAGGAUAUCCAAGUAUCUGGAGAAGAACAAUCGUCCACUGAAGGGAACUUACAUGGGCCGAGUUCUUGAUCACAGCUUUCAAAUUUCCUGUAGCAACGUGUCCAGUCAACCUGAGCUCUGGUCCGUCUACUAUAACAUGACCAUAGUGUACCCAAUCCGCAAAACUCUCAUAGUGAGGGUACUGCAGACUGUGGUGUGCAAUACAACAGGCCCACCAUCAAGUGUGGUCACAACGCAAGAGGCUACUACCAUUCCGGCCACCAGCACUGUCGGAGUGGCACCCGCCACCGGUGCCGCGGUUCAGAAGAAAGACGAUGUUUUGAUUGUCCUCUUGAUAGCCAUAGCCGGCGUGGCUGUAUCCGCGGCGGCCAUCCUCGUCUUUGUCUUCUACUAUAGAAAGCACAGAAAGAUGAGGAAGAAGCAGAUUCGAAGCAAACAUGAAAAUGGUCGUCGUCGCCAACAACCUCAUCCGUUUGCAGACUGUUUGAUCGGCGCUGGGGAAGUUGUACCCGAGAAGGAGAUUGGAAAAGGUGCAUUUGGUGUUGUCUACCUUGGAACUUACCAGGGAGAGAGUGUGGCAAUCAAAACAAUGAGAGUCAACGGAUCUGUCACCGAACAGCAGGUCUACAACUUUCUUCAGGAGGCCGUCACCAUGAAGCAGUUCAACCACGCCAACCUGCUCAACUUGAUCGGUGUCUGUCUGCCGGAGAACGCCUCUCCGCAGAUCAUUGUGCCUUACAUGGACCGGGGCGAUCUGCACACGUUCUUGCGCAAUCACAACGCAUCCAUGCCCAAGCCGUUCCGUACAUCCGAGUCCGAUCAGGAUAUGGAGGAGCUGAGUAGCAAUGAGCUAUAUGCUGUCAUGCUGCAAGUGGCCUUGGCCAUGGACUAUCUCAGUUCAAAGAAUUUCGUUCACAGGGAUCUGGCAGCUCGCAAUUGCAUGUUGGACCGUGACCUGAUAGUGAAGGUUGGUGACUUUGGUCUGGGUCGUCAUAUGUACGAUGAACAGUACUAUCGGGCAAACAGUGAGUUCAUGCUACCCGUCAAGUGGAUGGCUCCAGAGAGCCUGCGCUACUACAAGUUCACUUCAAAGUCAGAUGUGUGGUCGUUUGGAGUGCUGAUGUGGGAGGUGGAAUCACUCGGUCGCAUUCCCUACCCGGGUAUCAGCAAUGCCGAGAUUGCCGACUUCGUCUCCGAUGGCAACCGAUUGUCCCAGCCUGAUAGAUGUCCGGAUCAACUGUAUAACCUGAUGAAGAUCUGUUGGCAAGACAACCCAAUCCAUCGACCGACAUUCUCAAGAAUCUUGGAGUUCAUGGAGGACUACGACCGUCAGAGCUUCUACAGCAUGACAACGAGCCCGCUGUACUCGUCCACUGCCGGUACAACCAGUGCGAACAACACGUUUACUUUCAUGACCGGUACUGACGAUGACGGCUCGACAGUCACCCGCACGACAAUCGUUCCCGCCGGCAAGCCCCGCUCUGCAUCGUGCUCCUCGGCUGCAGCAACCUCCAUUUCGUUUCCACAGCAACCAACACCGAGUGUUAGGUAUCUCCCGGCGAGCACAAGUGUGUCGUUCAGCAACAACAACCCAUCCGUCGUCACGCACGUCCCGUAUUCCGACAUGCGCUCCGUCUUUCCGCAGGAGUUUGCGCCGAUUCCUGCCGAUGUUGAGCCGGUGAUGCCUGCAAACCCGGCACCGCUAUCUUAUUCCCCAUCCCCGCCGCCACCACCACCAGAGGCACAACAUGUACAGCUCACCAUCGAAGAACAGAAGCAAUUGAACAAGGAUGCGCUGGCGAAAAGCCCAGUAAGCACCCUCUCCGGUAACGAUUCGCUGCGCCAACGCUCACUCAGCGAUGGAGCUGCGUCCCUGCCACGUCCCUCCAAUCUCUAUAUCACUGCACCGCUGCACAAUGCACUGCCAAAGUCACCUGCCAGUGAUGUCACCUCACCUGCGCUGACGAUCGGAUCUCCUGCUUCUCCGUUAUCCACGCAAGAAAGCCCUGGUGUAGCAGUUUCGCCGCAGGUCGGAAACGAACCUCAGCUCUCCAUCCCUGCACUGCUAUGUAUUCCGUCCACUGCGUCGGAAUUCACACCGGAUUCCAAGACCGAGGGAUCUAUCGUCGAGUACCAAAAUUGCCUUAGCGUUCAGCAGCCAGUCAAAGCGGUUGGAGUGGAGACUGAUGCCUAAACGGGUGGAGUGAAUGAGUGUGGCAGAGUACAAUCAUGGCUUACUGUCUGUCAAUGAACAUUGAUGAAGGUGUGCUGCAAGAAUCCAUCUGCACGCACGCACACACACACACACCCGUCCAACGCACAGUCGCUUCCAACUGCCUGUGCCUCACAGUCUAACGCUAGUCUUUCGUAAACUCUUUCUUGUUUCCGAUAAUACAAAUAGAUACACACUAUUUUAGUCUGUCAGGGCUGCAUCCUCUGUAAGGCGUUUACAUAUUAUGAGCCUAUCAGUAUAGCCAAUGACUAUGUGUAACUAGGCUAAUACAUACUUCAAGUACAUAUAUUAUAGAUGUUUCCCCACGGUAAAUGAACUCUCCGGAUCUCUUGAGAACUAAACUAAAGCUUCUAAAGCCUGCCGAAUGACUCUAUCAGCCGUAACUAUCAAGCUCUUUUUUUCUUGGAUAUGGUCCGGACACGAGAUGCUCAGAGUAUGCAGUUUGAAGCUACUCUAGUUACGCAGUGUUCACCUUGCAUGUACCGCUUUUCCCCCUUCAUCGCCGUAUUUCAUGCCCCACAGGCUGAACUUGACUCCCAGAGCUUUUAUACUAUGAUUUAUCUGUAGAUAGUUUGCCUUUCGCAUCUCACUUGUGGCUUUGAGCCGUUGUAAAUCACUUGCUGCAUCCAUAACCAACUGCGGUCUUCUAGUUGCUGAAAUACAAGAGUCACAUGUA
This is a messenger RNA of Sycon ciliatum, 3846 nucleotides long. Its product is annotated as tyrosine-protein kinase Mer-like. Gene Ontology annotation, biological process: protein phosphorylation; cell surface receptor protein tyrosine kinase signaling pathway; multicellular organism development. Gene Ontology annotation, molecular function: transmembrane receptor protein tyrosine kinase activity; ATP binding. NCBI's taxonomy places the organism in Eukaryota, Metazoa, Porifera, Calcarea, Leucosolenida, Sycettidae. The record is from RefSeq and is a predicted model, not a curated record. Gene Ontology annotation, cellular component: plasma membrane; signaling receptor complex. Bases 534 to 3131 code for a protein of 865 amino acids. The transcript is spliced from 14 exons.